Molecule: messenger RNA, 4638 nt
Organism: Hermetia illucens (black soldier fly)
Lineage: Eukaryota; Metazoa; Arthropoda; Insecta; Diptera; Stratiomyidae
Gene: melt
Product: protein melted
Exons: 15
Coding region: 1291-4311 (1006 amino acids)
Biological process (GO): regulation of signal transduction
Cellular component (GO): plasma membrane
Molecular function (GO): phosphatidylinositol-5-phosphate binding
Source: RefSeq, a predicted model, not a curated record
GACAGGUAACUAAUUAGCGUGGGAAAGGCGAAGUUAAGGUGCGGCGGAGUCACAGUGCAUCCCAUGGAAUAUAAAUCUCAGUGAUGUGCAGCGGGUUGGUGCCAAUCACUUUAGUUUCCUUUAGUGCAUACUAACCAGUCCAGAUUUGAUUUAAAUAAUUAAAGACGCCGGCGAUCCGUGAAUCACCUGUUGAUAUCAUCGAAAAUAGUGCGUUUCCCAUCUCACCUGGUGACAGAGAGCACUCGGCCUGUGUGGGUUUGUUUUCAACUCGAGACUCCUUGGCAUCUUAUUGGAUGGAGUGAAAUGCAUAUACAACGGAUAGAUGCGUGUAUCUUUUCUGUCGUUCAGUAUCUUUCGGAUUGUUCUGAGGGGCAAUAGUGGCUGGGAAGUCAAUUGCUGGCUAGUUGGGUGAGCGCUACGUAAACCAAAGUAGAUUUUCCAUUCAUAAGUAGGAAUUCGGCCGCGACGGUACCAAGUUGAUGCUUCGGAGACCGAAGGCCGUUGAAUUGUAUCUGAAGAGUUUUAGUUGAAUUGAGAAGUGAAGAAAGUGCUGCGGCUUUUAUCAAUUGAGGUUCAAAGUUGUUGUGGAGGUCAUUGCUCACACAUCCCGCAAGUGCACGCUAGUUUACGCUCAAGUGAUAAACCACAGUGAUAAGGCGAAAACACUGCAGUGGAUAAGAUUGUGUCCAGAGGAGUCACCUCUAGAUUUUUCUCGGUGCUGAUGUGAUUGAAGAAGUGAUUCAAGUGGUUCAGCGCCUCCUCCCCUUUGUCUGGGGCUAGAACGACGCAAGUGUGCAGUGUGUUGGAGAGUGCAUUACCUCACCCUAAACCAACGCGACUUGGGAAAACGUGGAACUGUGAAACCCAGAAUUGUGCUGCACAAAACCCACCUGUCAACUUUCUCGUGUAUAAUCGUGUGUGGUGUAAUAAAAACGCACACAGCUCACAUCUCGUCUCGUCUCGACACCUUCGUGCCUGUACCGUUAUAUCGCUCGUCUCUCUCGGGGAAACAAACGCGUUUCGUUCGGACUCACGCUUGCUGGCGGCCAACGCGAUUCGCGAAUCUUGCAGAGGCGCGGCGCGUUCAGUGUUUGUAGAUUUUCAUAUGAGCGAGAGGAACAUGUUUAAGCAUCUAAUCUCACGGAUACAUAGAUGAUAAGCAGAUAACGCUGAAGCAAUCUCAACAUUUCGUCAGACAUACUGAAAAGGUCAUCUUUCAUCAUCGUCGCUAGUAUUACUUAGGAACAGGCGAGACUUUUUGUUUCAAAAUCAGAUUGGGGUAGUCCAAAAAUGCAUGAACUUUUCACGAAAGUUCUAUCGAAACGUGAUCUUUCUCGAGCCGGCGAUUUAUUUACGGUAUCUGAUUCGGAAAUUGUUAAUGACCUAACCGAGGUGCUUACAGAAAUAGAACCGAUCAUCUCACAGGCGGACUACUUGAAGAACACCAAUGAUCAGUCGGUGGUAGAGAUCUGCGUAACACGAGUGCUAUCAUGUAUCCGCGAAACAAAGACCGCAGAACGUUACUGCUCGGCGCUAGUUGGCCUUCUAGAAACUUGCCUCAACUACAAUCUGCAGCCAACAGGAGCCGGCCGAGAUGAUCCGCCACAUGCAAAAAUCUCAGCUGAUAUCAUCUCAAGUAUAUUCUUGAAUUACGACAAAAAAGAAGUGAUGAAAAUCGCAUUACCGGUAGCUGUGAAAUUCCUUUCGAAAGGAAACAAGGAACUCUCUACGAACUUGGCAAGCUACUUAUCACUGGCGGCCAUAGAUUAUGCAUAUCUGUUAAGUCCUCAUAUUGAUCCGAUAUUGGAGUCUAUUGUCGCCGGUAACUAUGGCUUAUGUCGUGUACUUUCACAAAUUUAUGAGGUAUCACCAGAUGAAUUGGCACCUCAUGCAUCGCUGCUUGUUUCGCUCCUGCCUCGUUGUGAUUGCCAAGAAAAAUUAUCUCUUUUACAACUUUUCACGCUUAUCGCACAAAAAAAGCCAACGGUCCUCGAAUCUAGUGUACCACAACUAUGUGAGUUUUUGUGUGAUGCAGCCACUGCAUCGGCAACUAUGUCGGUUCUCCUGAAACUGGCUGAGAAUCGUCCCAAUCUUAUUGCAAAUUAUUUUGAUAAGAUCAAAGCGGCGGCUGAAGAAACACCUUCGACGGUAUCAUUGGCCGCUCAAAUACUAGCGACCUCGGGUAAAAUUAGCAAAGACAAAGCACAAUUUGCAUUAGAUUUUGUACUUGAGCAUUUACCGCAUGUUGACCGUACAUCACAAACCGUAUUACUGCAUGAAGCAACUAAGUUAUGUUCAUCGUAUCCGGUCUUAUUUACUGAUAAAGUUCUGGCAUGUGUUCGACAGAAAAACUCACUGAGCCAACAACAGUCAUCCUCCACUCAAGUUAACAUCAACAAUGGUAAUAAGACAUCAGGCGGUGUUACUAUCGUUAAACUGAACUCACCAACAUCAGGUGCGAAUGCAGGAACUACAACAACAUCUGGACCACAAACUCAUUUGGGAACGCAAGUGAAUGGAACAGCUUCGAUAUCGCCGUCGGGGGGCCAUGUUCUUACCAUUCAUACAUCGACUAUUACCACCCCUAGUACUAAUAACAAUGCAAUUAGCACGCAUAGUGGUGCGGCUGCUGUUCCGCCCACACCACCGCAUACUGGCUAUACGCGCCGGGCGAAAUUGGGCGAUUCAAGAAGCACGGGACGGUUACAUCCGUCUAGUAAUACGCAUCGAAGCAUGACACGUCUUAAUAUAGCUGGAGGUUCAGUGGGUGGAUUACAUAAGAGUAUGACUCGAUUAAGUUCUUCGCAACAAAUCAAUCAGAACGGUUCAAAUUCGAAUAAUGUAAAUAGUCAUUCAAGUGGAAAUGUAGCACAGCAAGUAGCUGCUGUCCUAGGGAGUCCAUCAAGUCCAACUUAUGUUACUCCCGUGCCUCCUUUGAGUAGUAAUGUGAUAAUAACGGGUCAUAACAAAUGGGGUAUACCAUCUACGAAAAUAACAUCGGGUGGAGUGACAGUAACAACGUCCCCAACUAAAGUCAGGCCACAUUCCCAAGGACCUAUCACACUAUUGGGUUCGACUGGGGCUCUAGGAAAAUACAGUGCCGAUGCAUUGAAUCAAUCGUCAGGUUCGAUAGCAUUACAACAGAACAGCAUAUCAGUUCAUCAUGCCUCUCCAGCAUCGCCACCCCUUCAAAAUUCAAAUACACAAAAAUCUGUGAUGACUCUUCCCAUCAAUUCUACAAUUGCUGCUGAAAAUGAAGUCGUUGUAUCCGGGCCCACAACAGUAACGUCUCGUCGAAAUGAUAACACAAGUGUGACUUUACUGAAUGCCAACAAUAGCAUCAUUAAUCAACGCAUGAGUACGUUCGAACCAUAUCAGAUAAUGCGUGAUCCUGUGCAACAGUUUUGCGAGAAGAACUUCCAGUCGAUAAAAAAAUAUAUGGAUCAAGUGUCGCAACAUUUGCCGCCACCAACACGGUGUGGGAUUGAAGAACGUCGUACGAAAAAAGUGGCAAAACUACAUUUCGCCUGCCAAAUACGCGGACCGCAUUGUUUAUAUUCAAAAACAUGUUUUACGAUGCGUACCCGAAAUCCAAAAACUUGGAUACAUUUAAUGUUUUUAGAUUUUCAAGUUAGAAAUUAUGUGAAAGAGAAAUGCGUACUUAGUACAAGGGAGCCGGGCAUUAGCAACUUAAAAAAUAUUUGGCAAAUCCUUAAGUUUGAGAACCGAACAUUUACAGAACUAGUGACUAGUCAUUUUCCAUCACAGAAGGACCAAGAAAUUCUCGUAAACGAACUACGUCAUUCAGGCUUUUUAGAUGUAUUUGAAGUAAUUAAGACUGAUCAGAGUAAGCCGAAUGCAAAUGAACUUGAAUAUCAAUGGGGAUGCUUCUUAUGUAAUCAUCCCGACAAAGCAGUUGGUUUUCUGCGAGGCAACAAUCAACCGAUGAUCGAAGGCCAGUUGAAGGAGAAGAAGGGCAAAUGGAGGUUAUUCCGAAGGUGGCGAACUCGAUAUUUUACACUAUCGGGAGCACAUUUGUCCUGUAAAGGAUCGAGUGGCGGUGAAAGCAUCGAUGUCAAUCAAAUACGCUCUGUGAAAGUAUCACGAGGAGCACGUAACAUACCUAAAGCGUUUGAAAUUUUCACUGGCGAUCAAACAUUAAUCUUGAAGCCAAAAGACGGUAAAAAUGCUGAAGAAUGGGUUCAAUGUCUCAGCAUUGCAGUGGCCCAUUCGCAAGCACGUGAUAAUCCAACGGCCAAAACGAAUAGUCUUCCAGCACGUGGAUUGGGGAAUAGUAGAACAGCGUUCUGAGGAAAAUUCUCCGGAAGAGCAACUCCGUUAAGCGAUCGUUUAUUAUAGUUUUUUUUUUUACAUACGUAAUAUGUGAAAUUCAGAGAAUUAGAAAAUAAUAUUGCGCCUAGUUUAAAAUUUCCGGCAUAAAUGCUUAAAUAUUGAUUUGGAAAGUUCUUAAAUAUCUUCUAUUAUUUAUUUGAUAGCGGUAAAUAAAGACAAAUUAUGUAUUGUUGAAGACAACAGAAAUAUGAAGAUCUUGAAUAGAUAUAGAUAUGAUAUUGUCAGAUUAAUUUUUUUACAUGUUAAUUCUAGAGAUUUUAUAUUAAAAUGAUUUUAAAAUUGUUA